AUGCAAAGCUGGAAAUAUCCUAACAGACAAGGGGAUAAGCGAAGACAGCUCAGACUUACCAAAAAGUGCGCAAACAGAAUUUCAAACAAUAACCAAACGCAGGGACUGAAUCAUGCUCCAACCACGCGUGUAUCCCCGAACCGCGGACCAAUUGACCUGCGAAAUCAAGAUCUUGGCGCACAAAAAGCUCAGACUGUUCCAGAAACGCGCCGAAUGGAAACGACAAAAUACACAGAAUAUCCGAAACCAGAGCUGCAAGUUCCGCGCAAGCUGCAAGGUUCAGCGGUACCCGAGGAGGCGGUGAUUGUUCAGACCGCGGAGUAUAUCACAGCCAAUGGCUUUCGUUCCCGACGCGGGUACCGAGUCCAAUUGCGACAGAGUGUAUAA
Molecule: messenger RNA, 387 nt
Organism: Penicillium vulpinum
Lineage: Eukaryota; Fungi; Ascomycota; Eurotiomycetes; Eurotiales; Aspergillaceae
Exons: 1
Coding region: 1-387 (128 amino acids)
Source: RefSeq, a predicted model, not a curated record